Molecule: messenger RNA, 1679 nt
Organism: Sesamum indicum (sesame)
Lineage: Eukaryota; Viridiplantae; Streptophyta; Magnoliopsida; Lamiales; Pedaliaceae
Product: Exostosin family protein
Molecular function (GO): glycosyltransferase activity
Source: RefSeq, a predicted model, not a curated record
AUUUGGCCAUAGAACACUCACUGCCUAAAGCAACUUCACAUCGACACGCAAUUAAUUUCGGAGCUAAUCCAACAGCAGCAGAUAUCAGUAAGCGAUCUCCGGGAACUCCCAGCUCCGCCAGGGAAUGUCGGCGGUGAAACUCCCUCAGCCUGCUCCCUCCGCCGCCGCCAUCUGCACUCUCCGAGGCUCCGUCCUUACUCUCGCUAUCCUGACACUCGUCACCUUCUCUUACAUCUCCCUUAAAUCCCUCCGCUCCCCUUCUCUUCUAUCCCCUCCGUCCACUGACCCUACGCCCCUCACCGUACAACCCUUACAGCGACAGGUGAGUUAUGAUGCCGACGCGAGUAAUGCGGAGAAUACGGAGGAAGAUGGAGAUGGGAAUGGUGGUGGAGACGACGACGUUUAUCAUUUGCCCAAGGUGUUUAGAUUGAAUUAUGGGGAAAUGGAGAGGAGAUUUAAGGUGUACGUAUACCCGGAUGGGGAUCCGAAUACCUAUUACCAGACUCCGAGGAAGCUGACGGGAAAAUACGCGAGUGAGGGCUAUUUUUUCCAGAAUCUUAGGGAGAGUAACUUCGUGACGGAUGAUCCAGAUCGGGCGGAUUUGUUCUUCAUUCCGAUCUCUUGCCAUAAGAUGCGAGGCAAGGGUAUAUCAUACGAGAACAUGACUGUAAUCGUUCACGACUAUGUGGAGAGCUUGAUAUCCAAGUAUCCAUAUUGGAAUAGGACUCUUGGUGCAGAUCAUUUCUUUGUCACUUGCCAUGACGUUGGAGUCAGAGCAACUGAAGGAGUUCCACUUCUUGUAAAGAAUUCAAUCCGUGUUGUUUGCUCACCAAGCUAUGAUGUUGGAUUUAUACCACACAAAGAUGUUGCUCUCCCACAAAUUCUUCAGCCAUUUGCACUCCCAGCUGGAGGAAAUGAUUUGGAAAAUAGGACGACACUUGGUUUCUGGGCAGGGCAUAGGAACUCCAAAAUUCGGGUCAUACUGGCUCGUGUCUGGGAAAAUGACACAGAACUUGAUAUUUCAAAUAACAGAAUAAACAGGGCAACAGGACAUCUUCUGUAUCAGAAGAGAUUUUACAGAACUAAGUUCUGCAUUUGCCCUGGUGGCUCGCAGGUUAACAGUGCUCGCAUAGCAGAUUCCAUACAUUAUGGAUGCGUACCUGUGAUACUUUCGAAUUACUAUGACUUGCCUUUCAAUGACAUUCUAAAUUGGCAUAAAUUCUCGGUCAUACUAAAGGAGAAAGAUGUCUAUCAGCUGAAGGAAAUUCUCAAGAAUAUAACACAAGAAGAAUUUGCUAUAUUGCACAACAAUUUGGUCAAGGUCCAGAAGCACUUCCAGUGGAACUCACCUCCUGUCAAGCAUGAUGCUUUCCAUAUGGUCAUGUAUGAACUUUGGCUGCGCCAUCAUGUGAUCAAAUACUAACAUCAAAAUCAUUUGACGUCAGCACAACACAUGGUCAGGUAAAGCUGGCCAUGAUUUGUAAACUUGUAAAUUAUUAUGUGACAAUCAUAGUUUGUUUAGUUUGCUCUUUUUCUGAAAUGUUGGAAGCUAAAAAUAGAAGGCAGAGCACAUUGGGGACAUCUCCAUUGAUCUUUCUUAGUGUAAUUUGUUGAGUUCUUUUGUAUCUACGGGGUAUUUUUGGUUAAUACAACUUCAUGGUGAAAAUUUCUGCUGCAUA